This is a messenger RNA of Mus pahari (shrew mouse), 2883 nucleotides long. RefSeq names its product transmembrane serine protease 5 (gene Tmprss5). Gene Ontology annotation, biological process: proteolysis. Bases 922 to 2289 code for a protein of 455 amino acids. The transcript has 14 exons. Gene Ontology annotation, molecular function: serine-type endopeptidase activity. Gene Ontology annotation, cellular component: plasma membrane. The record is from RefSeq and is a predicted model, not a curated record. NCBI's taxonomy places the organism in Eukaryota, Metazoa, Chordata, Mammalia, Rodentia, Muridae.
GUUGCAUAAGCUGAGCCUUGGGGGACGACUUCCCCCGAAGUGAGCAGUCUGUAAGCCAGGACAGUGCAGGCACUCAGCCGCACUGGCCAGUGACAUUGGGAGGCUGAGGGGGACAACUGUACUUUGGAGAGAUUUGACUCUGAAGCCUGGGCUAUCGAAUUGACGCCUCCGUGGAUGGCAGACUGGAGGAGAGCACCCCACUCUAGUGCCUGCUUCCCUGGCGCCCCUCGGCUUCUCCUUUAAAGAGACAUGGCUCCAGCUGUGUCCAGCUCCAGCCUGGGAUCGGCUGCAUUAUCUUGAACACUGAAACAAGAUCGCCCCAAUGGCUACUGGAUCCCAGGGGUGAACUGGGUGAGGAGGCCUCACUUCCUAGCAAUCAAGAGAAAGGUACAACAUGGCUGAGUGAGGGGUAGCAAAGAUUGUCAUCUGUCAGCCCCAACACGAGCACUGAGACUGCUGGGAAGGCCAGCUUCCAUAGAACUCAGAGAUAUUUCCGCACAUGCUAAUAUCACUCUUUAGUGCAGCAAGAAGGGGGAACUGCGCUAGUAUACUGGAGACACAUUUUUUGGCACAAGAGACCAGGUUGCUAAGCAACAGUAGCCUGCCCCACCUCCCUAUUUUCUGUUUCCAAGCUUCCAGUUAGCAGAUAGCAGGGGCUGGGGCUGCCAGGCCCAGCCCAACCCUUGCACUGAUUCUCUGCAACAAGGGGCCUAUUCAUGGGCCCUGAGCAUAGUUCAUUGUCUCUCUGGUGCGUGUCUAUGUGUGUAGGGGUGGGAGACAAGGGGAGGGGCUAUGUGUGAACCAGGAAGACUUCCUCCUCUAACCACGGUGGCUGGGCUGUUGAAUCAAUCCUGACAUGAGGACAGGAGCCGCACCCUGCCCAGCAGACCUUACUGCCUUACAUCAGUGCAGCUGACUCACAUGAGUCCAACACUGGAUGACCAAAGCUCAAUGGAGAUCUGGUGCACAGAAGAGGGGGCUGAACCUGGGAUCUUCAGAACGGAGUUGGGAGACCAGCGGCAACCCAUCCCUCACUCCCGACGCUGGUGCUGCCUGCAGCGUGGCUGUGUGAUACUGGGCGUCCUGGGGCUGCUGGCUGGAGCGGGCGUUGCUUCAUGGCUCUUAGUAUUGUACCUAUGGCCGGCUGCCUCGCCAUCCAUCUCCGGGACUUUGCAGGAGGAAGAAAUGACUUUGAGCUGUCCAGGAGUGAGCAGCGAGGAAGAGCUCCUUCCAUCUCUUCCCAAAACAGUACCUUUCAGAAUAAAUGGAGAGGAUCUUCUGCUUCAAGUGCAAGUAAGGGCUCGGCCGGAUUGGCUCCUGGUCUGCCACGAGGGCUGGAGCCCCGCCCUGGGCAUGCACAUCUGCAAGAGUCUUGGGCAUAUCAGGCUCACUCAACACAAGGCCGUGAAUCUGUCUGACAUCAAGCUCAACAGAUCCCAGGAGUUUGCUCAACUCUCUGCUAGACCGGGAGGCCUUGUAGAGGAGGCAUGGCAGCCCAGCGCUAACUGUCCUUCUGGCCGAAUUGUUUCUCUCAAAUGUUCUGAGUGUGGGGGAAGGCCUCUGGCUUCUCGAAUAGUUGGUGGCCAAGCUGUGGCUUCUGGGCGCUGGCCAUGGCAAGCUAGCGUGAUGCUUGGCUCCCGGCACACGUGUGGGGCCUCUGUGCUGGCACCGCACUGGGUAGUGACUGCUGCCCACUGCAUGUACAGUUUCAGGCUGUCCCGCCUAUCCAGCUGGCGGGUUCAUACAGGGCUGGUCAGCCACGGUGCUGUCCGACAACACCAGGGAACUAUGGUGGAGAAGAUCAUUCCCCACCCUUUGUACAGUGCCCAGAACCAUGACUAUGAUGUGGCUCUGCUGCAGCUCCGGACACCAAUCAACUUCUCAGACACGGUGGGCGCUGUGUGCUUGCCGGCCAAGGAGCAGCACUUUCCACAAGGAUCGCAGUGCUGGGUGUCUGGCUGGGGCCACACCGACCCCAGCCAUACUCAUAGCUCAGAUACACUGCAGGACACAAUGGUACCCCUGCUCAGCACCCACCUCUGCAACAGCUCAUGCAUGUACAGUGGGGCACUCACACACCGCAUGUUGUGUGCUGGCUACUUGGACGGAAGGGCAGACGCUUGCCAGGGAGACAGCGGGGGACCCCUGGUAUGUCCCAGUGGUGACACAUGGCACCUUGUAGGGGUGGUCAGCUGGGGUCGUGGCUGUGCAGAGCCCAAUCACCCAGGUGUCUAUGCCAAGGUAUCAGAGGUCCUGGACUGGAUCCAUGACACCGUGCAGGUCCGCUAGCCAAAGAGGAAGCAGCAGCCACCUGUGACGCCAAGCUGUGGAUCUCCCGUGGAUCAUCCCAGACUGAGGGCCAGCAUCUGGGUCACUGGGCCUCUCCUGAAAGGCUCUGACUUCUAGUUCAUCUUUCUCAUCUGAGAAUCUCCACAACAGGAAAAAGAGUCUGGGGCUAGAUUGGGAAUGAUGGUGAGAGGAAGGGACAAGAGGACAGAAGAGACAGACAGAAGAGGCUUCUGGAAGCAUCUGGGAGACUGCUCCUCUGCUCUCCCCACACCCCACGUGUCUCCCCUGGGGGAUGCUGGAGAUGCCCAACCCUGAUUUCUCCUGGGGCCACUGCAGGGCUAAAUCCAACUUUAGAGGAUGCCCUGUCUCCAGAGUUACUAGGCAGAUAAGGUCAAGGUUGGACAAGCUCAGGUAAAGGCAUGGAAGUCAAGACUCCGCCUCCCCGAUGCUGGUCCUGGUCUGAGGUAAUCUAGUAGCCCUGCGCGAGGCAGACGUCUACAGGGUAAGAAGGAUGUGGUUGGGCUAGCAUGCUAUUUUUCAAAUGACAUUUCUGUAAAUUGGUUGAGUUUUGUUAUUAAACGGAAAUUAUGUAUA